Messenger RNA from Rotaria sordida, 4082 nucleotides. NCBI's taxonomy places the organism in Eukaryota, Metazoa, Rotifera, Eurotatoria, Philodinida, Philodinidae. The record is from the annotation of a GenBank genome assembly.
CGUUCCGAAGAUAUUGCUUCUAUUUUUGAACGUGCUAUCAAACGUGAACAACAAUAUGAACAAAAUCGUAUGAAUACACGAUGUGUUGUUUUCUUAGAUGAAGCCUCAUUACCUAAUGAAAAGAAAAUGGUCUUAAAAGUAUUACAUCCUUAUUUAGACGAAUGUAAAGUAGCAUUUGUGGCAAUUGCUAAUAAAGCAUUUGAUGCAGCUAAUGCUAAUCGAAUGAUUUGUAUUUAUCGUUCAUUACCAUCUGAAGAUGAUCAAAAAAUUUUAGCCUAUGGUUGUUUGGGUUUACAAUUAGAAAAACGACAAUCAACUAUUGAUGAUCGUCUUGAUAAGAUAAUUCAUGGUUUAUGUCAUGGUUAUCGACGAAUACUUUAUUCAUUAGAUAUUCCUCAUAUAUUUCAUGAUCGUGAUUUUAUCUAUAUGUUAAGAGAAUUACGAUUUGAAUUAAUAAAUUUAAAUCAAAACGAAAAAACAACUAUUGGAGAAAUAACACCACGAAGUUUAUUACGAGCAUUAGAAGAUAAUUUUAAUGGAAUUCGAAUGGAAGAAUUUGAUAAAUUAGUUGAUAUAUUUGCUACAGCUGUUGGAGAACAAUGUUCUGAUUUUCGAACAUUAAUCACCGAAAAACAACAUAUUCAACGUAAUAUUCCAACAAUUCUAUGUAAUUCAAUGAAAUUAGAUCCAAUACAUCGUCGUCUUUAUGGUAGAUAUAAAUUAAUAAUUGAUGAAUCUGAAAAUGAAAGUGCUGUUCAUCUUCUAUUUCAAUUUGGUAUUCUUAAUUCUGAUCCAAAUCGAACGACUGUUUUUCGUAUGUCUGAUUUUCCUGAUGAUAUCAAUAAUGAAUUACGAAAUGUUGAAAUUUUAUCAAAUAUUAAAUUAUGUAUGGAAACAGGUAAAACUAUUUUAAUGAUUAAUACAGGUCGUAUUCAUGAUUCAUUAUAUGAUGUUUUUAAUCAAAAUUUUUCUAUAAUGGCUACUGAAGAAAGUAGAAAAAUAUUUUCUAAAGUAUCUAUUGGUCCAAAAACAAUCGAUGUUAUUGUACAUGAAAAUUUUCAAUGUAUUGUUCAUAUUAAACGAAGUGAAUUUAAAGAUAUUCCAGCACCAUUUUUAAGUCGUUUUCAAAAAUAUUCUUUAAGUAUAGAAGAUUUUUAUACAAUUCAAUUAAAAGAAAUUUCUAUUGAAGAACAAAAUCUUAUGAAAAAUAUUAAAAUAAAAAUUCAAUCAUUUAUUAAUCAUUUUGGAAAAGAAUAUUUCUAUGGAUUUAAUAAUGAAACAUUAUAUUCAUAUCUUUUAUUAUUUAUUAAAAAAAAUCAACAAAAUAAUUAUUAUUUAUCAAAUAUUCAUGAAAAUUAUAAUCAAUUAACAAUAAAAUCAAAAAUAUUUAUUGAAAAAAAUUUAAAUAAUAAACAACAAUCUCUUCUUUUUAUUAUUCUUUCAAAAUUUUUACAAUUAGUUUCACCUGAAUCAAUGAUUUAUAAAUUACCAACAUUUAAUGAAACUACUGCUCAAUUAUUAUGUGAAAAUUAUUUUUAUCAACAAGAACAUUUUAAUAUUGAAAAUUUUCUUUAUCGAUUUAUUUCUAAUCCAUUAUUAACUAUUGAUAAUAAUGAAUUAUUAACUAUAAAUAAUACUAUUGAUCAAAAUAUCAAUAAUAAUAAUAAUAAUAUUAUUAUUACAAGAAAAUUAAUGAUAUUUACUCGAACAUCAUCAUUUGUUAUUAGUCUAAAUCAACAAUCAAAAAAUGAUUUAUUUUAUCAAAAUGAUGAAAAUGAUAUGAUGAUGAACAUUAGUGAAAAAAUCGAUAUUCUAAAUCUAGCAAUUAUUGAAAAUUCAAAUGAAUUAUUUGAACAAUUUCAAACUUUUGAACAAUCAAAUGAAAAAUCUAUUCUUAUCAUUGUUAUUGAUGGUCGUAUUAAUCAACAACGUAUACAUAUACCAUUUAUUCGACAAUUAAUUGAUAAAACUGAUAUUUCUUGUAAUAAAUCAUUGAAAAAUUUAUCAAAAUUUUUUAUUAUUCUAAUAUAUUCAUCUGGACAAGAAGUUAAUUAUAAAUCAUGUUUUCCUUCAAUAUUUUUACAUGAUUGGGAUUAUUGGUUUGUUGAUACAUCAACACCAGGUAGUGCAUUUCAUUUACAAAAAAUUUUACAAAUUUUUACUUCAAAAAUUGGAAAAUUUCAUCAACAAGAAACAUCAAAUAAUUAUCUUUAUGAUUUAAAUAAACUUUUUGAUGAUUGUCUAUGGAAUUUUUGUUCUCGUUUACAAAUAAAUAUACAUAAAUUAUCACGAAAUUUAUUUAAUAGUUUUGAUGCUUAUGAAUUUUAUCAACAUCAAACAACUACUUAUCGACGUGUACAAUGUUUGAAAAAUAUUUUUCAACAAAUUAAUCAAUUACAAAAACAUAUUAUAACAAUUUAUCAUGAAAAUAUUUUAAUGAAAGAAGAAUUUUUAAGAAAAAAUUGUAAUAGAAUUUAUGAUAUUUCAAAAGAUAUUUUAUGUGGAAAAUAUUUUAUUAGUUUAGUUGAUUCUUUACAAUUACAUAUACGAAUAUCAUUUAUAAAUUUUAUUUCAUUUAUUUUAAAAUAUAUUGUUGAUGAUUAUGGAUUAGAAUCUUUAACUAAAUUAUCAAAUAAAAAUAAUGAUUAUAAUAAAUUACUUGAUUUAAUUGAUUAUUCAUCAUUUCCUAUUAAUUAUGAAAAUCAAAUUGAUUCAAUAAUACAAGAAAUAAUAAUUUUAAAUGAUCAUUAUUCUUGUAUACUUCAAACACCAUUAUUUUAUUUAUGUCGACAACGAAUUAAAAAUAUUGCAGAUGAUAUCAAAUUUAAAUUGAUUCAUCAACAAAAUCAAUUUAAUGAACAAGUAGAUAAUCUUCAUUUCGAUUAUUAUGAUGGUUCAAUAUCAACAUCACCAAUAAUAUAUAAUAAUUUCUAUAAUGAUCAAGAUAGAACAGCUAAUAUACAAGAACAAUAUCGUAAUCAAUUGAUUCGAUCGCUUAUGAAUGAUAAAAUCUUAACUAGAGUUAUUUCAUCAUCAAUUCUUCAAUCAUAUAUUAAUGAUUCUAUUCGAAUUCUUUGUACAAUUAUUGAAAAGAAUUUUCAUGAUAAUCAAAUACAAUGUGAAAAAACAAUUGAUUUUGUAUCACGUUGGUUAAUAUUAAUUGAUGAUGAUGAUGAUGAUGAAAAAGCUUCAUACAAUUCUUCAUUAAAUCGUAAUAUUUGGCAACUUGCUCAUAUUUAUACAUUAUUUGAAUAUGAACAAAAUGAUAUUCUUUCAUUCUAUUCUGCUUGUCGAAUAAUAGAAAAUCUUAAUCAAAAUCAAUCAUUUUAUAAUGAUCUUUUCGAAGAUGAAGAUAUUACUCGUUCAAAAGUUCGAGAAAAUUUAUUUCGAUUAAUGUUUUAUCAUUUAUGGAAUAAACUUUAUGAUUUAUGUCAAACAAAUAAAGAUCUUAUACAAUGGAUACAUAGUUAUACAUUAAUUUCAAAAUAUUAUCCAUCUAAACAAGUUUUACAACGAAUGGAAUAUAUUCAUAUGAAAGUUAAAAUUGAAUUUAUGAAUUUAAUUUAUUUUAUUUUACUCAAUGAAAAAAUAUUAGAACCUAUUAAACUUAUUCAACAAUUAUUAAAUGAUACAUUAAUUAUACAAGAUAAUAUUGAUAAUCAUUAUAUUAAUUUAGAUGAAAUAAAUUGUUUACAAUUAUUAACUAUAAUUAUUCAAAUAAUUGAUCAAUAUUUUAAAAAGAAUCAUAUUAAUAAUAGUAUAUUAAUGAUUGAUAUUCAACAAUGGAUUAUUUCAAUAUUAAAAACAUCGAUUCAAUCAUCAUAUCAACAAAUUAUUUUUCUAUUAAAAUUUUUAAAUCAAUCAACAUGUUAUUUAUCAUUAUCAAUGAAACAAUUUCUUUUUGAUGAAUUAAUUAAUAUUUUAAUUGAAAAUAAUCAACAAAAUCAUUUGAAUAUUUAUCGACAAUUUACUAGUUUUUGGGAUCGUCUUUAUCUUUUAUCAAUAAUAAUAGAAUGUAUAACUAAUGAAAAUCUUGAAAAUUAUCAAAUACCAUAUCAUCCAUCUAUUAUUAUAAAUAAAAA